GAAGCUGCGACUGCGACUGGGUCUAUCAUCAGUCCGUGAGACGGUCUCAAAGCUAUUGGUCGUGUUGUCGCUUUUGUCGGAAAAACAGCAGCACGUAACGCUGAGCAGAAGAGAUCCACUACGUAAAGCGGUCGAGACGUAACGCCAUGCGAUCGGUGAUAACGGUGAAACAUUCAAAAUGAAGCGUUACCGUUUACAGUGAAGUGAAGAUAGGAUCGCUAAGGAUACAUCCUAAAUUUAAAAUAUAUAUUAUGUGUAAAUUAAAUGUAUAAAUGCAAAUUCCUAACUGUGUCACUUUCAUCCUAGACAAAAACAAAAAGAAACUAUCUCCAAACUUGAAUCUUCCUAUAGACAAUAAAUCUUUACAACUUUGCUGUAAAUCUCGAAUAAAACAUACCGUUUAUGCUCUCACAAAUCAAAUCACAAAUUUCUAAGGAAUUUCAUGAACUACGCCCAGUAGAUGAUAUGAUAUUAAAACACUUACAUACAGAGAUGCAUAUCUAUGGCCUAUAUAUACCAGAGAUCGGUGCUAAAUCAAUGAUAACUACUCGCUUAGAUCCAAUUAAUGCAAAUUGUGACAGCGCGUAGAUGCAAAGUGAUCCAAGCCAAGCUGCACGGAAAUCAACAACAAAUGCCACCGAGACAUGUGUACAGGCUGAUGAUUAUGGGCAGACAUUAAACAGACAAUCCAUAAUGAAAUUAUAAAAUUGAAAAGAUUAUAGCCCGGGCUGAGCGAUCGUCGAGAGGAAACUAAAACGACUGGGAAGUGCGGAGAGAUUGGAUCGAAGCGGCUUGGCCGGGGAUCGAUGUCAACUCCGGGGAGAACAGCUCGCCAAUUAAAACGAAUUAAAUGUAGAAAUAUAAUGAAAAGUAAUUCUAAGCAACUUGAAUCAUAAAUCAGACCAAGCUGUACAGCGCGAGUGAUUGUAAAAAGUGUAAAAAGAUCAGUAAAAUAUACCUAUAUCUCAAAGUGGCAACUUCCCUCGUAUAUACGUACAACUAAAGCUCCUAAUUACCAUAAAUCUAAAAGAGUUAAAUACAAUAAUUUAUUUAAUACAUUCAAUCAACAUCUUUAAUCGUUGACUACAUUUUAUUGAUAAUAAUAUUGAUAUUGUCAGCUAGGCAAUAUUUAUAAGGAAUUGUACAAAGAUAUUUUCUGCAAUCAAAUCGUUGAUAAAACUUCAAGCCCGCAAUCCUAAAAGCAUUCCUUUAUGAACUAAAAUCCAUCUGAAAAAAACUAAAUACUAAACUGAAAUUCCCACGCGCCAUCGGAUAUCAAAGCUGGAUAUAUGCAGUAUAUCUUAUAUCUUAUAUCUUGGCCCGAUCACAGGAUGACUUACGAUCUACAACAACAACAAAAACCAGCUGAAGCAACAACAAUAACCACAAGAAGAUCGAAUUUGUAUAGCAGCCAAUGCCAGACGAGUUAUCAACAUCCGUAAGGCCGAGAGGGAAAAAUACGCUGCAAUAGCCAAACGGUGCUCAAAUGGUGAUUUCUUCCUGCCAGCGGCCAACGGAUAUCCGUGCGGAUUUUAUACCAACAACGACCACCGCAGCCACGACAACCAGUUGUGCAAUUAGAGCAAAAGCUGCUUACUAAACUAGAAGAGGCUGGCAAAUUGAUGCUACCAAAGCGAUCAGAAGUAUCAGACAUGUACAUAACCACUGUAAAUCAAAGGCAAUUUUGAAUGUGAAUCAUUCUGAGCGUCUUGGCACCAGACGCAUUGAAAGUCGAAAAGCGAGCACAAAACCUAAAACCUACAACUUGGCAGCCUGGCAGCCUGGGCACUCAAUCGAACCGCCAGUCCACCAAUCAAUCAAUCAGCAAUCAAUCAAGGCGAAAAGGCAGGAAAACGGAGAAAAACUCGGUUACGGCCCGUUUGCGACCUAUGAGAGUUAUGAGAGAGAAAGACCACUCACCAAGAAAGAUGCUUCCUAGCCCAAAACAGGGCUGCGUAUACCCUGCCUUAGGAUUAAUACCCACUUCGUAUAUAUCACACGUACCUUAUGAUCUGGCCUCCUCAGCGGCGGCGGCCACAUCCUCGUCAUCAUCGUCGCCGACGACGACGUCAGCAACGACAACUGGGCGGCUGCAGCACCAACACUCCCACCAGCAACACCAGACCAUAAAUCACCAUGCCAAGGGCAAGCGGAGAGGCAGUUUCGAUCAGCCGUUGGAUCUGCGAUUGGCCCACAAGAGGAAGACGGAUCUGGCGGAUCAAGGACCCAUGGAGGAUGAGAACAGCAACCUGAUCAUGUUCGCCAGUGAACUGGCAGUGGCUCAGCAGAAGGAGAAGGAGCUGAACAACAACCAUAUAGCAGCUUCGCUGGCUGACCUGGGCUUUGACAUGAGCCGCAAAAUGCUGAGGGCCUUGAGAGAGGGUGGUGCAGGCGGUGGAGGUGGAGGUGGAGGAGGAGGAGGAGGGGGUGGCCCACCCAGCGCACCGCCCUUAACACCACCGCAAUGUUCGAUACCCGCCGUGCAUCCCACUCUCCUAGAAGCCAUGACCAAGAAUUUGCCCUUGCAGUAUCGCAAUGUGUUCGCUGGAGUCUUGCCCGGAAAGGUGACCAGUCCAGCGGCCUCCAGUAGCCCCACGGGUGCGGAUUUCCCGUUCCGGCAUCCGCUCAAGAAGUGCGAGCUCACCUGGCCACCGCCCACAGAGCAGUUGCAACUGGAGCUGCCCCAUCCGAACCCGAAGUUAUCGCCGGUCCUGCCCCAUCCGCAACUGCAGGACUAUCAAACGAGGAGGAAGAACAAGGCCAGAACAGCUGCCACCGGGGGCAAUGCCACGCCCAACUUGCCGCAACGCAACAAGGAUCGUUACACCUGCAAGUUUUGCGGAAAAGUCUUUCCGAGAUCGGCGAACCUGACGAGGCAUCUCCGAACGCAUACGGGCGAGCAGCCCUACAAAUGCAAAUACUGCGAACGUUCCUUUAGCAUAUCCUCGAAUCUGCAGCGCCAUGUGCGGAAUAUCCACAACAAGGAGCGCCCCUUCAAGUGUGAGAUAUGCGAGCGAUGCUUUGGCCAACAGACGAAUCUGGACAGGCACCUCAAGAAGCACGAAUCGGAUGCGGUGUCCUUGAGCGCCUUGUCGGGCGUGAGCGAAAGGAUGCACUGCAUACGCAGAUUCUGCGAGAAUCCCACAGAAGAAUCCUAUUUCGAGGAGAUACGCAGCUUCAUGGGCAAGGUCACGCAGCAGCAGCAGCAGCAGCAGCAACAGCAACAGCAGCAGCAGCAGCACGACCAACAGCAGCAGCAACAGCAUCAGUCAACCGCAACAUCGGCGUCCAGUUCGUGCUCCUCGUCGCGGGACACGCCCACAUCCUCGCAGGAGGAGGCGGACAAUGCGCCAGCAACAUCGACGGCUGACACGGCAGCAACAUCGUCCAGCAGAGACCAGGAGGAGGAGGACUCGCAGCCCAUCAUGGAGCUUAAGAGGACCCUCACCUCCAAGCUCUUCCCCAGCACAACCGCAGCCACCGCUAUCACGACGCCCCAAACAACAUCCAUCAAGGAAGAGGAACCCUAACUACGUAAAAUCCAUUUCAACAAACCAAUUUCCUAUAGCAGAGGAGCCGGAAGGAGGUGAAGAGGUCCGUAAACUAUGUCUAACACCUAGCUGAGGAGCAGAUCCCUAAAACUAUGUCUAAUAUCUAGCUGUAAAUAUAUAUACAUGUAUCCCUAAACCCCUAUAUGUUCUACAAAUACGUGUAAAUCGAGUUGUACAAAUCGAGAAUUGGCAGAUAUUUUAAUAUAAAUAAAUACGAACGUAUGUGCAUAACUAUUAUUAGAUUCGUCCUAAGCAUUGGUAUUCUUUUGUACAUAUACGAGCGUGACAUGACGAAAAGUGUAUGAAAAGUAAUGACAAACAAAACAACGCGCCCACUGUUUAAAUAAAAA
Drosophila erecta is the source of this 3901-nucleotide messenger RNA. Its product is annotated as MDS1 and EVI1 complex locus protein. The transcript has 2 exons. Gene Ontology annotation, biological process: regulation of transcription by RNA polymerase II. Gene Ontology annotation, molecular function: RNA polymerase II cis-regulatory region sequence-specific DNA binding; DNA-binding transcription activator activity, RNA polymerase II-specific. The record is from RefSeq and is a predicted model, not a curated record. Bases 1890 to 3530 code for a protein of 546 amino acids. Gene Ontology annotation, cellular component: nucleus. Lineage: Eukaryota; Metazoa; Arthropoda; Insecta; Diptera; Drosophilidae.